Molecule: messenger RNA, 710 nt
Organism: Phalaenopsis equestris
Lineage: Eukaryota; Viridiplantae; Streptophyta; Magnoliopsida; Asparagales; Orchidaceae
Product: pathogenesis-related protein 1-like
Exons: 2
Coding region: 81-554 (157 amino acids)
Biological process (GO): defense response; abscisic acid-activated signaling pathway
Cellular component (GO): nucleus; cytoplasm
Molecular function (GO): protein phosphatase inhibitor activity; abscisic acid binding; signaling receptor activity
Source: RefSeq, a predicted model, not a curated record
CACUCCAUAAACAUCCACCAGCCAAACAAAGCAUCAAAUCAGCUAAAUCAAGCCAAAAAAAAAAAAACUAAGUUAGAAAGAUGAGUUCAAGCUGGUCUGUGGAGGUGGAGACCAAAGCUCCAGCAGCUGCUAUCUUUAAAGCCACAUUCAUUGACUGGCAUAAUCUCGGUCCUAAGCUCAUCCCUGAAGUUAUAACUGGUGUUACAUUAAUUUCUGGAGAUGGUAGUCCGGGGAGCAUCAGGCAAAUCAACUUCACCCCUGGGGCACCCUUCAGUUUUGUGAAGGAGCGUCUUGAAUUCAUCGAUCAUGAAAAACUGGAGCUGAAGCUCUCUGUUGUGGAGGGAGGACAUUUGGGCAUCAAAAUAGAGUCUGCAACUUCACAUAUCAAGGUGGAGAAAAAGGGACAUGGAUCCAUUGUUAAGGUGACGGCAACAUAUAAGGCCAUCGCCGGAGUUGAUGUUGCAGAGGAUGUUAAGAAGGCCAAGGAAGGUUUCAUCAACAGUGUCAAGGCAGUGGAGGCACAUCUUGCAGCCAACCCUGGAUCUUAUGCUUAAAAAUCUGAUAUUUUGCUGAUCAGUAAGAGUGUGUUUGAUAUUGUUGUGUGGUAAUAAAUAAGCUUGGUUUGUCCUCUAAGGAGAGCUUUUAUGAGCAUGCAUUUGUCUUUGAAUUGCUCUAUGUUGUGGUUUAUGCUUGCUACAAAUAAAUUUUAA